AUGACGAGUAACAUGAAUCCUAAUAGAAAACGUUUGAAUACCGUUGCAGGAAGGGACGAGCUCGCUCCAAGAAAGAAGGAAAGUUUUGAGAGAGGCUACCAGAUACACCAUAAAGUCCUAAACGAGGACCAUAUUCCUUUAAAAUUCAAGCGGGCUGGUGAAUAUCCUCAAAGCGACUGGGUAAAGAACUGUGCACGUAUGCCUUUGAGACGAUUCUGUUGUGUGUGUGAGAAGAAAGAGGCGGUCAUGCAUGAAGGGGGACUCUGUCGUGCAUGCGGCCACGAAAGUUGUCCAGAGUGUCUUGCAUAG
Molecule: messenger RNA, 309 nt
Organism: Monascus purpureus
Lineage: Eukaryota; Fungi; Ascomycota; Eurotiomycetes; Eurotiales; Aspergillaceae
Source: the annotation of a GenBank genome assembly